GUGUACUACAUGGCUGGUACCAUUGACAAUUUGGAUAACCUGCUGCAGUGUGGCAUCAUCUACGCUGAUAACCUGGUGGUGGUGGAUAAGGAGAGCACUAUGAGUGCAGAGGAAGACUACAUGGCAGAUGCUAAAACCAUAGUCAAUGUGCAGACCAUGUUCAGGUUGUUUCCUAGUCUCAGCAUAAUCACUGAGCUAACCCAUCCUUCUAAUAUGAGAUUCAUGCAGUUUCGUGCCAAAGACUGCUACUCCCUGGCUCUCUCCAAACUCGAAAAGAUAGAGAGAGAUAAGGGCUCAAAUCUGGCAUUCAUGUUCCGCCUCCCAUUCGCUGCAGGCAGAGUGUUCAGUAUUAGUAUGCUGGAUACUCUUCUUUACCAGGUGGGUAAUAGAUCAGAUGCAACUUCUGCUAAUUCUAU
Sinocyclocheilus rhinocerous is the source of this 416-nucleotide messenger RNA. Its product is annotated as potassium channel subfamily T member 1-like. Gene Ontology annotation, cellular component: plasma membrane. The transcript is spliced from 4 exons. The record is from RefSeq and is a predicted model, not a curated record. Gene Ontology annotation, molecular function: outward rectifier potassium channel activity; intracellular sodium-activated potassium channel activity. Gene Ontology annotation, biological process: potassium ion transmembrane transport. The annotation marks the transcript as partial. Lineage: Eukaryota; Metazoa; Chordata; Actinopteri; Cypriniformes; Cyprinidae.